Molecule: messenger RNA, 642 nt
Organism: Rasamsonia emersonii CBS 393.64
Lineage: Eukaryota; Fungi; Ascomycota; Eurotiomycetes; Eurotiales; Trichocomaceae
Exons: 1
Coding region: 1-642 (213 amino acids)
Source: RefSeq, a predicted model, not a curated record
AUGGCCGAGCUGUCGGAGGCGUCCCAGGGCUCUGACGACUCCAGCUUCGACAUCUUCGAGUGGUAUCCGCGAUAUCAGAGCUGUCAACGAUACUUUCUGGACCAUGCGCAGCACAGCGUUCCCGUGCAGGCCCUCUGCGCCUUCCUCAACAUUCGACUCCCUUUCCAGAGACAGCCUAAUCCCAUCUUCAAUUCCAACGACGCCUCCGGCACUCCUCCAGCUCAGCCCCCGUCCGCCUCUGCUCCCAUCACCCCUCUUCCGCCCUCCGUAUCCCUGGUCCCUUAUAUCCGGCGCCUAGUCGCCACGGGGAUGGAUUUCCCCGGGGUACUGCAUGGAUUCUUUGGGGACGAUUGGCGGACCGGAGUUGGACCGCUCCAUGACCAGGAACGCCGCAAUUAUCUGUUCGCGGCCAAGAGCGGCGGAUGGGCGUCGGUGAAGAAGGAUUACGAUAUUCCACCCUUGGAAACGAUUCCCUUCCUGCGGCCCCUGCAAGGCCCUCUGGAUUCCGAGAUCGAGGCCGCCGAGCGGAGCUGGAGCGAGUGGUUGGCGAUGGAAGACUGGAUGGUUGGACCUCGCGCUCCCGACGUGCUGCAAGAUUCUUUCUCCCAGGGAUCACGACAACACCGCGGAUCGAGAUCAUGA